Messenger RNA from Columba livia (rock pigeon), 4385 nucleotides. It is a transcript of the gene ADD2, whose product is annotated as adducin 2. Gene Ontology annotation, molecular function: actin filament binding. Gene Ontology annotation, cellular component: postsynaptic density; plasma membrane; cytoskeleton. Lineage: Eukaryota; Metazoa; Chordata; Aves; Columbiformes; Columbidae. The record is from RefSeq and is a predicted model, not a curated record. The transcript has 14 exons. Gene Ontology annotation, biological process: barbed-end actin filament capping. The coding region runs from base 74 to 2191 and encodes 705 amino acids.
AUCUGUAUCGCGGGGGGGGGCGGGGGGGGUGACACUGUCCGUCUGUCCCUCUGUCUGUCCGUCCCACCGCAGGAUGAGCGCGGCCGCCAGCCCCGAGCCCCUACCUGAGCCCCCCGGGCCCCGCUUUGGGGGGGGCUCGGCCCAGGACCCCCCCGGAGACCCCCCUGGGGAUCUGCGGGCACGAAACGAGCUGCGGGGGGACGUCGGUGUCACCGAGCAGAGGAAACGGGUGACAAUGAUCCUGCAGAGCCCGUCUUUCAGGGAGGAGCUGGAGAGCCUCAUCCAGGAGCAGAUGACGAAGGGGAACAACUCGUCCCACGUCUGGGCCCUGCGGCAGAUCGCUGACUUCAUGGCCACCACGUCCCCCGCCACCCUCCCCACCUCCCCGCUCGGGCUGGUGGCCGUGACCCCCAUCAACGACCUGCAUGGGGCAGAGGGGCCGGCGCUGGCGCGGGGGGAGCGGCUGAUGCGCUGCAAGGUGGGGGCUCUGCACCGCCUGCUGGACCUGUACGGGUGGGCACAGCUGGGACACGCGGCCGUCACCCUGCGGGUCAGCAAGGAGCAGGAGCACUUCUUGGUGGCCCCGCAGGGCCUGGCGUGCAGCGAGGUGACAGCAGCCAGUCUGGUGAAGGUGAACGUGCUGGGGGCCGUGGUGGAGCCGGGCAGCACCGGCUUCUCCCCCGACACCCGCAGCUUCGGCCUCCACGCCGCCAUCUACGCCGCGCGGCCCGACGCCCGCUGCAUCAUCCACCUGCACACGCCGGCCACGGCUGCCGUGUCGGCCAUGCGCUGCGGGCUGCUGCCCAUCUCCCGCCCCGCGCUGCUGCUGGGAGACGUCGCCUACUUCGAUUUCCACGGGGAGGUGGAGGAUGAAGCCGAUCGGGUCGAGCUGCAGAAAUCCCUCGGCCCCACCUGUAAGAUCCUGGUGCUGCGCAACCACGGGGCGCUGGCGCUGGGCGACACGGCCGAGGAGGCGUUUUACAGCAUCUUCCACCUGCAGGCAGCCUGUGAGAUCCAGGUGUCGGCGCUGGCGAGCGCGGGCGGCGCCGAGAACCUGAUCGUGCUGGAGCGCACCAAGCACCGGCCGCACGAGGUGGGCUCGGUGCGCUGGGCCGGCAGCACCUUCGGGCCCAUGCAGAAGAGCCGCCUGGGCGAGCACGAGUUUGAGGCCCUGAUGAGGAUGCUGGACAACCUGGGUUACCGCACGGGCUACACCUACCGCUACCCCUUCGUGCAAGAGAAGAGCAAACCCAAGAGCGACGUGCUGAUCCCCGCCACCGUGACGGCCUUCGUGUUCGAGGAGGAGCCGGCGCCGGUGCCGGCGCUGCGGCAGCACGCGCAGAAGCAGCAGAAGGAGAAGACGCGGUGGCUCAACACCCCCAACACCUACCUGAGGGUCAACGUGGCCGAGGAGCCGCAGGGCAGCGCCGGCAGCCAGAGGACCAAGACAACGUGGCUGAAAGCAGACGAGGUGGAGAAAGGCAGCAGCGGGACCCCCAUCCGCAUCGAGAACCCCAACCAGUUCGUGCCGCUCUACACGGACCCGCAGGAGGUGCUGGAGAUGCGGAACAAGAUCCGGGAGCAAAACCGGCAGGAGGUGAAGUCGGCGGGGCCGCAGUCACAGGUCCUGGCCAGCGUCAUCGCCGAGAGCAGCCGCAGCCCCUCCACAGAGAGUCACCUGGGGGACGCAGAGGCUAAAGAGGCAUCGCGGGAGGAGGGACCCCCUGAACCGGAGCCCCCCAACCCCUUCAGCCAACUGACGGACCAGGAGCUGGAGGAGUACAAGCGCGAGGUGGAGCGCAAAAAGCUGGGGCUGCAGGGUGACAAGGACGUUGCGGCAGAGGAGACCCCGGUUGCACCCCCCAAAUCGCCCCCGGCCGCCCCGCCGCCCACGGAGCCCUUGGAGGGUGACAAGAAGGCAGACGGUGGCCAAGCGCCGGGUGACACCGAGGAGCCACCAGCCGUGAACGGGAAGGACGAGGAACCGAGCACCGAGGAGAGCAAAGGUGGGGGGCAGCCGACUGCCCCCCCCAGCACCGACACGGAGACCCCCAAGGAGAAGGAGACGGUGACCAGCAGCCCCGUGUCCCCCGAGGGGUCACCCUCCAAAUCACCCUCCAAGAAGAAGAAGAAAUUCCGGACCCCGUCUUUCCUGAAAAAAGGCAAAAAGAAGGAAAAGAUCGAAGCUUGAGGCUCCGGAGGGACAAGCCGCAGCCCCGCACCCCGGAGACGCGUCGCGUUCUGGGCAUGAGGCACCUCGCCCCUUGUCACCCGCUUCUGGCGGCCGUCACCGAGCUCACGAGACGAUCGUGGCCUCAUUUGCCACUGUCACCUCCCUCCUCUCCCGCACCCAGGCUGAGAGUUUGAUUCCUUCCCCACCCGCCGCUUGCAGAUCCCUUGAGAAACGCGGGGCACAGCUCGGAUCGCUUGGUUUGAGGAAGAAAAAGGUGUUUUUGUUGUUAUUUAUUAUUUUUUACCUCGUGUUUCAAGCUCUGCUGCACUGGCGCUGGCUUCACCCCAGGGAAAACUGUUGGAAACGGGAUCAAGCGGGACAGGGGAGGGAUCGUGAUCCUGGGCGUUUUUCCUUCCCGGAUUGUCACCGUCUUGUCCCCGGGUUGGAGAGCCGCUUUGUCCCCUUGUCCCGGUGCCACCGUCUCACACGUUCACAGGACGAGCAGGAUCUGGGACAGCUCGCGCCGCACCGCACGCACCGCACCUGGCAAGGGAGAAGCAAAAAGCCUCUCCGGGAAGAUUUUGUGUUAUUUAAAACUGAGCAAAACUCCACUCACUAAGUGCUACUUCGGGACGAACACGUGCUGCCAACUCACGCCAGGCACUGCCACCACCGCAGCCCCAUCCGCCAGCCACGCCGGAUCGCGGCUUUUCCCUGGCACGCGUUUCAAAUCCUCCAAACGGCGACAAAACCAUCGUUACAACCUCCCAGCAACACCCAUUUGCCCCAGCGCUGGGAUUUGGGGCACAAAACCAAUGGGUUUGCCAUCCUGGGGUGCUGGCCCCAAAUGUGCCCGUGGGGACCCCCAGAAUGUUCCCCUGAGGGCUCGGGGUUUUCUCACCCCAAAUAUGAUUUUCCCACACGCUACCCCCGUGUUUUUGAAGCCUUUUUGCUGCUGUGAGGCAGCUCUUGGGUUUUGUUUUCCCAUCUGGAAGAGCAGAAAGGCCGUGGGCCAGGCGGCAGCUUUGGGGGCAGCGAGAACACGGGGUGCGGGCAGGGAAAGGGGGUGCAGGCAGGUGGAAGGGAGGAGGUUUGCAGACACAGGCAGGGCUGUGAUUUGGAGCGUGCCAGGCAAAUUCUGCAUCAAAUAGUUAAAAUGUCACAAGUUGUUAAAAAUCACACAAAUCCACACCUGGCUGGGGUUUCCCCAGAACCCACCUCAGCCCGGUUUUUGGGGGGAACGUUUGACCUGCCCGAUGUCCCCCCUGAGCUCCAAUUCCCCAUCGCCCUCCCGCAACGCCCAGGGGGACCCUGAGCCCCCAAAUUCCCGCCCAGCCCCCGCGUUCCGUGUCCGUUCACCCCCAAGACGCAAACCGCAGCUCCGCACCCGCUUCCCACGGGCCGGCGUUUACUGCCACGGAUUUUCAGGCUUUUUGAGGCCGUUUUUGUCACCUCGCCUGUCCCCCCCGAGCAACCCAGGCCGGGAAAGCCGUGGCACGGUCAUUCCUGGGGCGAUUCCCUGAAUUCCAACACUGCCGCUCGCCCCACCGGCCCGGCCGGCGCUGCCUUUGUCCCCAGGGGUUUGGUGACCCUGAGGAAUGGGGUCUUUGCGGAGGAGACGGGGAUUUAUUUCCCCCCAUGGAAGUUCAGGGUGCAUUUGGCAUCUCUUACAGUGCAGGGAAGUGGAGAAACCGGUGCAGGCGCAGGGAGGAAGGUGCAAACAGCCACAGUGACACAAGUCCUUGAUGCUUGGCUAGAAACAAAGAUAUGAGGGGUCACACUGACACCACAACUCCCCCAUUUUUCAGGCACCUGAGUAACUCCGGAUCACCGUCCCCCUCUCCUCGGGCAGCGUUUCACCCACUGUUCACAGGCAGGAUCCCGCUCGCUGCUGCUUCUCCCCCCUUUUUGGGUUUUCCACAGGGAAACAGGGACGUGGUCCCGGGAAUUGCGGAUCCGCCGCCCCAGCACUCGUCGCUCUCCGUAUCUGAAACAAGAGCAUCCAGAUUUCCAUCUUCACGAGUUCACCGGGACUCGGUGCCUGUUUGGAGGGCGCUGGCAACAGGGCGGCUGCCAAACCCCCACGGAGCGGGACCAGGACCACGAGGUUCUGCCGCCCUGGGGCUGUGGCUGGGGGGGGAGGGGACCGUGGGGGUGACAAUGGGCAUUGGGGAACCCUGUGUGUAAAUAAACCCGAGUUUGGCACCUGGCA